GUCAAAGACAGAUCUUUGAAGCCAUUUCGGCCAUUGUGGAAAGUGGAAAGGACCUCGCCAAGAAAGGACAAAAUAAAGCGUUGAAAGGCAGAGAAAAAGGACAAGACAACAACUGUCGAAUCUGCCAGUAACUCGCGAUUGUAGAGAUGGUCCAAUCGUGCUCUGCUUACGGAUGCAAAAACAGAUAUCAUAAAGACAAAAACAUUUCAUUUCACAAGUAAGUUCAACUCCGACCUCAACACGGUCACUCUACAGAAAACUAGCAUGAUCAUACAUGCUCGAACUGUCUAGCGUUGUCUUGCUUAAUAUCUAGCCAGUUAGCUAGCUAUUAUCACAGCUUUCGCACAGUUGUUGAGAAUCGCAAGAUUCCCCAUGACCUAGCCUCGUCGCGAACCAGGCUUCACUAAAACGGGAUACGUGACAACGACGUGAUUUUGGAGGUAUGGCAACUCGAGGCUACCCAUAACCUAGCUAACUAGCUUCUGUUACCUUAGUUGUAAUUGGGUUCAACGCGUCGAAAUAGUUACCCAUCAUGGCGCUGUUAGUGUUGCUUAUAAAUAGUAGAUUUCAAUGUUAUUGCUUCCACUCACUGAUAUCUUGUGAACGUUUGCUACGUUCCAUCAUGCAUCAGACAGGUGCUACGGUCCAUCAUGCAUCAGACAGGUGCUAUGGUCCAUCAUGCAUCAGACAGGUGCUACGGUCCAUCAUGCAUCAGACUGGUGCUAUGGUCCAUCAUGCAUCAGACAGGUACUACGGUCCAUCAUGCAUCAGACAGGUGCUACGGUCCAUCAUGCAUCAGACAGGUGCUACGGUCCAUCAUGCAUCAGACUGGUGCUACGGUCCAUCAUGCAUCAGACUGGUGCUACGGUCCAUCAUGCAUCAGACUGGUGCUACGGUCCAUCAUGCAUCAGACAGGUGCUACGGUCCAUCAUGCAUCAGACAGGUGCUACGGUCCAUCAUGCAUCAGACAGGUGCUACGGUCCAUUAUGCAUCAGACUGGUGCUACGGUCCAUCAUGCAUCAGACUGGUGCUAUGGUCCAUCAUGCAUCAGACUGGUGCUAUGGUCCAUCAUGCAUCAGACUGGUCCUACGGUCCAUCAUGCAUCAGACUGGUGCAACUGUGGGGAUCUAUUUUCUUAUAACUAGAUGUGAUGCCUAGCUUAGAAAUAAUACAUUAAUGAUUAAACAUAAUAGGUUUGUACUGAUACAGAUUGUUUAAUAUAACAAGCUGUGAUUAAUGUGGGGAACUGUUAGGGGGUAGGAUGAGGUAAGACUUGUGUCUCACAUACACACACACUGCCUCUUUGUUAAACCACUCAAGGACAUGUGUUCUGCUACAAAGAUGUCUGAGGUUGCUGACUCGAGACAAGUUGUAAAGAUAACAACUAAUGCCUGGCAACAGUGAAGCGCCAAGGGUCUGGGACCAGCCUGAGAGCCAACGAUAGGCUGAGUAAGUCUAAACCACGCUCAGUCUCUACUCUGAUAGGCCAGCAGGGAGCAGGAACUAUCUCUGUCAGAGUAUUUAAAGAGGAACUUAUAACAAUGGCUCAGUUCUCUGACUGCCCUGCAUGGUGUUUCAGUGGACCCGUACAUACGAACAUCAUAUUUACCGUUGAAGUGUUUUGCAUCUAAUUAAAAUACUAGUCUAUUUUAGAAGAUGUGUAUUGACCUCUUUUUGUUCCUAUACCAGAUUUGAAUUGACGCAACUUAACACAAUGUUCCAUCAUGCAUCAGACUGGUGCUAUGGUCCAUUAUGCAUCAGACUGGCAUCCCAAUCACGAAGCUGAAGUUGGCUACAGUGAGGGAAAAAGUAUUUGAUCCCCUGCUGAUUUUGUACGUUUGCCCACUGACAAAGACAUGAUCAGUCUAUAAUUUUAAUGGUAGGUUUAUUUACACAGUGAGAGACAGAAUAACAACAACAAAAAUCCAGAAAAACGCAUGUCAAAAAUGUUAUAAAUUGAUUUUGCAUUUUGAGGGAAAUAAGUAUUUGACCCCUCUGCAAAACAUGACUUAGCACUUGGUGGCAAAACCCUUGUUGGCAAUCACAGAGGUCAGACGUUUCUUGUGGUUGGCCACCAGGUUUGCACACAUCUCAGGAGGGAUUUUGUCCCACUCCUCUUUGCAGAUCUUUUCCAAGUCAUUAAGGUUUCGAGGCUGACGUUUGGCAACUCAAACCUUCAGCUCCCUCCACAGAUUGUCUAUGGGAUUAAGGUCUGGAGACUGGCUAGGCCACUCCAGGACCUUAAUGUGCUUUUUCUUGAGCCACUCCUUUGUUGCCUUGGCCGUGUGUUUUGGGUCAUUGUCAUGCUGGAAUACCCAUCCACGACCCAUUUUCAAUGCCCUGGCUGUGGGAAGAAGGUUCUCACCCAAGAUUUGACGGUACAUGGCCCCGUCCAUCGUCCCUGUGAUGCGGUGAAGUUGUCCUGUCCCCUUAGCAGAACCCCCCCCCCCCCCCCCCCCAAAGCAUAAUGUUUCCACCUCCAUGUUUGACGGUGGGGGAUGGUGUUCUUGGGGUCAUAGGCAGCAUUCCUCCUCCUCCAAACACGGCGAGUUGAGUUGAUGCCAAAGAGCUCGAUUUUGGUCUCAUCUGACCACAACACUUUCACCCAGUUCUCCUCUGAAUCAUUCAGAUGUUCAUUGGCAAACUUCAGACGGGGAUGUAUAUGUGCUUUCUUGAGCAGGGGGACCUUGCGGGCGCUGCAGGAUUUCAGUCCUUCAUGACGUAGUGUGUUACCAAUUGUUUUCUUGGUGACUAUGGUCCCAGCUGCCUUGAGAUCAUUGACAAGAUCCUCCCGUGUAGUUCUGGGCUGAUUCCUCACCGUUCUCAUGAUCAUUGUAAUAAUAAUAAUAAUAUAAUAUGCCAUUUAGCAGACGCUUUUAUCCAAAGCGACUUACAGUCAUGCGUGCAUACAUAUUUUUUUGUGUAUGGGUGGUCCCGGGGAUCGAACCCACUACCUUGGUGUUACAAGCGCCGUGCUCUACCAGCUGAGCUACAGAGGACCAACUCUCCACAAGGUGAGAUCUUGCAAGGAGCCCCAGGCCGAGGGAGAUUGACAGUUCUUUUGUGUUUCUUCCAUUUGCGAAUAAUCGCGCCAACUGUUGUCACCUUCUCACCAAGCUGCUUGGCGAUGGUCUUGUAGCCCAUUCCAGCCUUGUGUAGGUCUACAAUCUUGUCCCUGACAUCCUUGGAGAGCACUUUGGUCUUGGCCAUGGUAGAGAGUUUGGAAUCUGAUUGAUUGAUUGCUUCUGUGGACAGGUGUCUUUUAUACAGGUAACAAACUGAGAUUAGGAGCACUCCCUUUAAGAGUGUGCUCCUAAUCUCAGCACGUUACCUGUAUAAAAGACACCUGGGAGCCAGAAAUCUUCCUGAUUGAGAGGGGGUCAAAUACUUAUUUCCCUCAUUAAAAUGCAAAUCAAUUUAUAACAUUUUUGACAUGCGUUUUUCUGGAUUUUUUUGUUGUUAUUCUGUCUCUCACUGUGCAAAUAAACCUACCAUUAAAAUUAUAGACUGAUCAUGUCUUUGUCAGUGGACAAACUUACAAAAUCAGCAGGGGAUCAAAUACUUUUUCCCCUCACUGUACUUAGGCUAUUCAAAAUCGGCAGAUUCAGCACUGACCGAUGUAAGCCAGUUGGAGGAGCGAUGGUUGGAUGUAGUUAGCGAACUGUAGUUGUGCUUGGCUAACGUUAGCUAUUGCAACAGUGACUAGCUACUUGACUGCAACACAGUAACUACAUAACAGUAUUUUGUGAACCUUUUGUUUUGUGUUUUGAUACCGUAAUGCAACAAUACUUUGUCAUGUAUUGCAGGUUCCCACUAGCACGGCCAGACGUGUGUGGAAAAUGGGUUGCAGCCAUGAGGAGAAACAACUUCAAACCCACCAGAUACAGUAAUAUCUGCUCUCAGCAUUUCACUAAAGACUGCUUCAAACCAGAGUGCAACAACCGAGUCCUGAAGGAGAAUGCUGUACCUUCGCUGUUCUGUUUCAGUAAACUACAAAUCAAGGUAACACAUAAAGGAACCUGUAGCCUGGUCUCAGAUCUGUUUGUAGGACUUGGCCAAUACCUUUGGUCAUUGCCACACCUAUCACGGCCUGGUCUCAGAUCUGUUUGUAGGACUUGGCCAAUACCUUUAGGCAUUGCCACACCUAUCACGUCUGGUGUUACAAUUUGCAUGACAAUGACCUGAUAAGUUGACAAGACAGAACACAUCUGGCACCAGGCUGGGGUACGUAUACCAAACUAUCAAACAUUGAAUUCUUUAGAUUUGUACUUACAUUUUGUACUUUAUUAUUAUUUUUCAUAGGCAGAGUCCUUGGCGGACCCGUUCCCUCCAGAGAUGGACUUCCCUCUGACCCUCCCCCUCCUCUCUGACCCAGAAGAGACCCAGCAGGAGGUACAGACAGAAACGCAUCAGACUGUAGACCCCCUGCCCCUGGUAGAGAACCUUCCCCACAGCAUGUCCGUCUCCUGCGACCACAACUACACCGUAGAGGACACGGUUCAGCAGAAGAAGAGGAUCGAACAGCUGGAGGAACAGCUGGACAAGCUGAGGAAGAAGUUAAAGACCGUACAGCAGAAGUGCCGGAGGCAGGAGAGACAAUUGAAGAGGUUUAAGGCUAUCGGAGAGUUCCAGAGGGCGAACAGGGACCAGGCGCUAGGGGAGGGAUAUGUGAUUCUACCCAAACAGCUUUAUGAUGUGCUCAAAGGGAUUGACCCCGUAGAGGGCCUGUGAAGCCCCAAAUACACCUAGCCUGGGCGCCAGUCUGUUUGUGCAAUGGCAAACAAUGGCUUGACUAUGAGCAAUGGAGUUGGCAAGACCACAAACCGAUCUGGGACCAGGCU
Messenger RNA from Coregonus sp. 'balchen', 4841 nucleotides. The record is from the annotation of a GenBank genome assembly. Lineage: Eukaryota; Metazoa; Chordata; Actinopteri; Salmoniformes; Salmonidae.